This is a messenger RNA of Anas platyrhynchos (mallard), 2017 nucleotides long. NCBI's taxonomy places the organism in Eukaryota, Metazoa, Chordata, Aves, Anseriformes, Anatidae. The record is from RefSeq and is a predicted model, not a curated record.
GAGUGCUGCCUGCAGCAGGCAGAGCUCAGUGCUGUCGCCGCCACUGGGGAAGCGACAGCGCGUGUGUGGCCGGGAGCGUGGCUGCGGCUCUGCCCUCGCGUGGUGCCUCUGCCCUGCCGCGGGGCUCCCAGCCGUCUUGACUCCCGUCUCCCUGUGCCUCCUGGUGCCACUGCCCUGAGGUGGGCCAUGGCCUCGUCCGCGACGCAGCAUGCAGGGGGUCUUGUGCUGCAUGCCGCGGCCGCCUGCGGCGACCUGGCCCUGCUGCAGCGGCGCCAGUGGCUGAGGAAGCUGUGCAUCAACUGGGGGGAUGCGGAGGGGCGGUAAGGGGCAGCCAGUGCCCACAGCCAGGCCCUGGCCCUGCCUGGAAACGCCCAGCCCAGGCGGAAGCGCUCUGGGCCCUGGGCCGGCCCGUCGUGGGCUGUCUGCCUUCAUGGCGUAUCUGGAAUUUGCAGGACUCCUCUGCAUUUUGCUUGCGCCAAUGGCCACGUGGAUGUCGUUCAGUUUCUGCUGAGGAAGAAGUGCAAGCUGAACCCACGGGACAACCGGAAGAACACGCCCCUGAUGAAGGCGGUAGUGCACAAGCAAGAAGGCUGCGUGGUUCUUCUGCUAGAGCACGGCGCUGACCCAAACGUCACAAAUCAUAGAGGCAACACCGCCCUUCACCUCGCUGUCCACGCUGGUAGCGUGUCUGUGGCGGGGAUCUUACUCCAGCACAACGCCCGGAUUGAUGCUCAGAAUGAGAUGGGAUGCACGCCGCUUGCUCUCGCAGUCUCCUGCAGUCGCAAAGAGAUGAUAGAGUUCCUUCUGGAAAAAGGAGCCAACGUGAAUGCGAGAGAUCGCUCUGGAAGGAGUAUUUGUGCGAUUGCUGCUGUUGCGGGGGAUACGGACAUGAUUCGACUUCUUCUUCGGCAUGGUGCCGAUCCUUUUAAGAAAGACUUCUCCGGCAAGUCAGCCAAGGAUUACUUCAAAGAGCACCAUAACAAAGAUUUGAAUGAGAUACUGGAGGAAGCCGCAAGCUCAGUAAUCCCGGGAGAGUCUCCUGGAGAUGCUGCAAAAGGCACAGCAGUGCCCGAAGGCUCCUGCCCGGUGACAACUGAUUACGUGCUGCUGCUGUCAACAGAGUACGAUGAAUUUGGAGAUGAAGGUGAAGAUGGAGGUUUCAAUGCUGAGGGGUCUGCGAAGGAGGAAGAAAACCUUCCACAACGACAGGAUGCUGAAACUCGGCUGCAUUUUCGGGACAAUACACAGGGGUCUGCGAAGGAGAAAGAAAACCUUCCACAACGACAGGAUCCUGAAACUCGGCUGCAUUUUCGGGACAAUACACAGGGGUCUGCGAAGGAGGAAGAAAACCUUCCACAACGACAGGAUGCUGAAACUCGGCUGCAUUUUCGGGACAAUACACAGGGUGUGGUCAGACAGCUGCCGCAGGAGCUUCCCGGUGCUCCUGAAAAGCAGCCCAAAUCCAAAGCUCCUCUUGAAGACCCGAUGCACCACCACGGGCGCCUGAAGGAAGAGAAGAGGCGUUUGCAGAAGGAAUUGGACAAGUAUAAAGCCAAGCUGCUGCGAUCGCAACAACAGUAUAUCGAGCGCUUGAAUUACGGAGUUGGCCUGCAGAUUGCUAUAGAGAAGAUGGAGAGGGAAGUAACAGCUUCUUGUGUGAAACAGCAAAGCGUUCUGGUAGCAUCUGCUGCAGCUGCGGUCAUCAAACAUCUGGAGGAGCGCGUGCAACGGCUCGAAGCUCAAAAUGCCAGACUGGAAGCCACGGCCCAGCAACAAGCCAUGAUCAUCGAGGCCCUCCAGAAAGAGCUGCAAGCCUCUGCCUCAUCACCGCCAAACUGUCAGUCGGCAGUGAUGAGAUGAUGCUGGAGCCAAGGAAGAGCCAAUUCCAGAAAGCAAAGAGCAGAUCUGAAGACACGAGCCUGGAAAACUCUGACUCCACCUCGUGCAGCUCCCCCCCGGCAUUUUGUUCCACACGUGCUGCUCCACCUUGCUGUUCAAUAAACUUUGCCAGCUAGUC